UCGAUUUUUUUUUAUAAAGCUAGGUGUUUCCGGUAUCUUCCUUGGGACGAAGAAUUGCGUGUUUUUGCGUAAUUUAGCAAAUACUUCUGACAGCUGAACAUGGAUGAUGAGGCCGAAACAUACAAGCUAUGGAAAAUAAGGAAAACUAUCAUGCAGCUGUGUCAUGAUAGAGGGUAUCUUGUCACUCAAGAUGAAUUGGACCAAACACUGGACGAAUUUAAGGGACAGUUUGGAGAUAAACCUAGUGAAAGAAAACCAGCUAGAAGUGACUUGAUUGUUCUUGUUGCCCACAACGAUGAUCCCACAGACCAGAUGUUCGUGUUCUUCCCAGAGGAUGAAAAGGUCGGCAUUAAGACAAUCAAAACUUACUGCGAGAGAAUGCAACAAGAAAAUAUUACACGGGCUAUCAUAAUUGUACAGGUUGGGAUGACACCGUCGGCUAAGCAGGCCUUAGUUGAUAUGGCUCCCAAGUACAUCUUAGAACAGUUUUUGGAAUCCGAGCUUCUCAUCAAUAUCACAGAACACAUGUUGGUACCAGAGCAUGUUGUUAUGACAGCUGAAGAGAAACAAGAACUGUUGGAGAGAUAUAAACUGAAGGAAUCUCAGCUGCCUAGAAUACAGCAGGGUGAUCCUGUGGCAAGAUACUUCGGUUUGAAAAGAGGACAUGUUGUAAAAAUUAUCAGGCCUAGUGAAACAGCGGGAAGGUAUGUGAGCUACAGAUUAUGUGUAUGAUAGUGAUUAAUUUGCAAAGUGGACCUAAAUUACACACUGCAUAUAGUCAAGUGCAUGACAUAUAGACACACAAGUGCGUGACACACCCUGAUGACAAAUGAAAAUAAUGUUGUAUUAAACAACAAUGUAAAGGGAAAAGAAACAGAUUUUGUGUUGGACAAACUGCAGGAAGAAAGUUCAUUCCAGAAAAACCAGCUGGUGUGUGGGAAAAGUAUAAGCUGGAUAAAUCUUGCAUUUAAAUCUUAACAUCUUGUGCUAGUGCUCUCCCUUGCAUUAAGCAACUGCUUAUAUGAAUUAGUUAUGUUUUGUGUCUGGACUGACCCAGUGCAAAAAAAAUGUUUUUUUCCUAGUUUAAUUUCAAAUAUUUCCAAAUUGGUUCCAGGAAAUAUUCUAAAUUAACAGUGAAAAUUUCCUUGGAAAUGCAAAAAGUACUUAUUUUCAUUGAAUGUCUCUAGCAUUGGCCUAUAAGGCUACUUACGCUGUUACUGGGCAACCGCAUCCAUUUUUUCAUGUUUAUUACUUUUGUUCAUUGUUUACGUUACUUUGAUAUAAAAUAGUGGUAUUUUUCCCCCGUUUCGGUUUUGUCAUUUUUUCCAAAUUUGGUCGUCUCGUCAAUUUUUUUUCCAAUUGUACAGACCCAUAGCCAUUCCUCAUUUGGUGAAAGAAAGCCCUAUGUGUUGUAAAGACAACAUUAUAUAUACAUUUGAAAGUACAACAUAUUUUUUACUUUGUAAAUCAUGUUUAAAUGUUUAUGAAUGUCUGUUGAAAACUUGUAGAACUUGAAAAAAAAUAAAUAAAAGUUGCUAUUCUA
Molecule: messenger RNA, 1543 nt
Organism: Mercenaria mercenaria
Lineage: Eukaryota; Metazoa; Mollusca; Bivalvia; Venerida; Veneridae
Product: DNA-directed RNA polymerases I, II, and III subunit RPABC1
Exons: 8
Coding region: 100-732 (210 amino acids)
Biological process (GO): DNA-templated transcription
Cellular component (GO): RNA polymerase III complex; RNA polymerase II, core complex; RNA polymerase I complex
Molecular function (GO): DNA-directed RNA polymerase activity; DNA binding
Source: RefSeq, a predicted model, not a curated record